This is a messenger RNA of Brienomyrus brachyistius, 10130 nucleotides long. It is a transcript of the gene nav3, whose product is annotated as neuron navigator 3. Gene Ontology annotation, molecular function: protein binding; ATP binding; ATP hydrolysis activity. Gene Ontology annotation, biological process: neurogenesis; nervous system development. NCBI's taxonomy places the organism in Eukaryota, Metazoa, Chordata, Actinopteri, Osteoglossiformes, Mormyridae. The record is from RefSeq and is a predicted model, not a curated record. Bases 330 to 7409 code for a protein of 2359 amino acids. The transcript has 39 exons.
GGAAGGGAGGGGGAUAGUAUCAGUCAGGACGCCUUAGUCUCUCCACGCCGCGCUCCAUGGAUGACCACUGCCGCUCUGCCUAAGAAGCUUCAGCCCUAUACAGCCGGCAGUGUUUUUUAAAUUGACUUCACUUUUUCUGUUUUUUUUCUUCUUUAUUUUCUCUCUUGUCUCCCUGGCAUCCAGAGACGCUUGCUGUCCUCUCUACCAGCCAGUGUGGCACCGGAGCACAAGUUUACUGCCUCGUUUUCAAGAAAAUUUGUAUUUUUUUUUAAUCUUGCGUCUCCUCCUCUGCGUCUCUGUUUUGUAUCCUGCCUUUUCCCGCCCAGACCAUGCCGGCGGUUGGGGUGGCCUCUAAGCUUAGACAGUCAGAGGUGGGCUCCAAGCCCAUUCAAACGGCGCACCCCAUGCCCAGCCUGGACCGUGCCCCCAUGGCGACAAGGGGCUACCUGCCCAGAGCCUCGGAUUCGGGGGGUGGCGAUCCGGUCACUUUCUCCUGUCAGCUGUCAAUCGCGUCCGCUUACGGGUAUCGCCAGCGGAAGGCUGUCUCGGACUGCAGCAAGGAGUUGCAGGACCGCAAGAUUUACACGGAUUGGGCCAAUCACUACCUGGCAAAGUCCGGCUGCCCGCGGCUUAUCAAGGACCUGACGCAGGACAUUGCUGACGGGGUUCUGCUGGCAGAGAUCAUCCAGAUCAUAGCUAAUGAGAAGGUGGAAGACAUCAAUGGCUGUCCCAGGAAUCAGUCUCAGAUGAUCGAGAAUGUGGACGCCUGCCUCAGUUUCCUCGAAGCCAGAGGUGUGAACAUACAGGGGCUCUCUGCCGAAGAGAUCGGAAAUGGGAAUCUGAAGACCAUCCUGGGCCUGUUCUUCAGCCUCUCGCGGUACAAGCAGCGGCAGCAGCAGCAGCAGCAGUACUACCAGGCGCUGAUGGAGCUGCAGCAGCCGGUGACGCAUCACGCCACGGACGCAGUGCCAGCAGGCCACCACAAGGCGGCGGACAUGCAGUCCAGUCUCGCCACCCGAUAUGCAGCACCGGCGAGUCACACGGGGGUAGCAAGCGGCCAGAAGAAGAAUACAAGACUGCCGGGGCCCUCCAAGGCUUCCGCUGCGGGCAGCGGGGUCAGCAAAGCCCAGGGAGCGUCGAACCUCAACCGGCGGAGCCAGAGCUUCACCAGCAUAGACAAGGGCAAGCCCCUCCAGUAUGCAAGCGGCAACGACAGAGCAGAAGCAGCGACGGGCAUUCCUCAGCCUGGCAGCAUGAACGGAAGUGCCCCCCCGCCGGCCCCCACCCCCACCCCCACUGGCGUCAACGGGCAGCAGCUGGUCUCUGCCAUCCCCUCCCCCACCGCCAGCAAGCCCUGGCGUAGCAAGUCCAUGAACAUGAAGCACAGCGCCACUUCCUCCAUGCUGGCUGUCAAGACACCCAGCCCGGCCACCUCUCCCACGCCCCCCUCUGGCCCCGGCCCGGGCCCUGGCCCCGGGUCCGGCCUGUCCCCCGACCGCUUGAGGCCCCCGCUGACUGAGGCGCCCAAGUCGGCCGGCGGGGGCCAGAGGUCCAUGAUGGACAGGUUCAGGGUGCUCCACGGGCGUCCGUCCUCCAGGCCCGUGGCAGAGCUGCCUCUGCAGGAGGAAGAGACACUGUCAGAGCUGGGGGAGGACGUGCCAGCCGGGCCGGACUCCGUCUGCAGCAGCCCCCGCUUGUCGGCCAAGUCCUCCAACUCCGGAAACGGCAAGAGUUCCUCCAAGGCCCCUGGAGGAAAGUCACCACUGCUGGCCAAGGAGAAGGAGGACAAAGGGAAGGUUAAGUGCAAGGCUGGAGGCCUCCCCAAGGAGGAGAAGGAGCAGCCGGCUGAGCCUGGCAAGAAGAACUCCAAGAUCGGCAGCCUUAUUCCCAAGGGGGGCAAGUCCUCAGCAGUCAAGAAGGAGGGCAGCAUGCCGGCCUCUAGUGGCAUCCCCAAGCCGGGUCAGAAGGCGGCAUCUCCGGGGGGCAAGGCAGCAGGGGGCCCUUCUGGCCUGAGCCCAGGGGCCCGGGAGCCAGAGAGACCCAAACUGACCAAGGGCAGCCAGACCUUCUACGCUCAGCGCUCGCUGGAGGGCCGUCGCGCCAGCAUGGUGUCGUCCAGCAGCACGUCGGCGCUGUCCGGAGCCAUGGUGACGCCUGGGGGCACGCAGGCAGCGAAUGGCGCGGUGCAGCUCCCCCAGCAGCAGCACAGCCACCCCAACACCGCCACCGUCGCCCCCUUCAUGUAUAGGACCUGCUCGGAGAACGACUGCACCUCCGUGGUGCCCCCAGACGCCUGCCUCAGCCCAACCAAGGGAGACCUGGUCUACAGUAAGACAGCCAAACAGUGCCUGGAGGAGAUCUCGGGGGAGGAUCCCGAGACGAGGAGGAUGCGGACGGUGAAGAAUAUUGCAGACCUGCGACAGAACCUGGAGGAGACCAUGUCGAGCCUCCGGGGGGCGCAGCUGAGCCACAGCACCUUGGAGACGACCUUCGACAGCACGGUGACCACGGAGGUGAAUGGGCGUGGCCUCGCUGGCCUGGCCAGCCGUUCCUCACCCAUGUCGUGGCGGCUGGGCCAAUCGCCCAGCCCCCGUCUGCAGGCCGGCGAUGCCCCCUCCAUGCCCAGCGGUUACCCGGCGCCCCGCCCUGCCCCCUCAGCCCGCUUCACGCCCUCAGAUUCCUCCCGGUUCAUGUAUGCCCCGCCCCUCCGGCGGGCGACGGGCCCGCGAGCGGCAGAGCUGGGGGAGAAGGGGGGCCCAGAGGGUGGCACCGAGGUGGAGGUGGCUGGAUACAUGAGUGACGGGGACAUCCUGGGGAAGAAUGUGCGUCUGGACGAGGUCACCAGCGGGUACCUGACGGACGGGGGCCUCAAUCUUUACUCCCGGAAUGUGGUCCGUGGGGCAGACCCGACCCGUGACACCAUCCAGAGGGGUGUCGGCGAGGUGCAGGUGGAUCCUGAUAGUUGGGAUGACAGCAGCUCCAUCAGCAGCGGCCUAAGCGACACACUGGAUAACAUCAGCACGGACGACCUGAACACCUCCUCCUACACGGACAUCUCGGCCUCCCCCCGCAAGAGCGCCUCUCAGGUCAAAACAGACUCGCAUAAGCGUGCAGGCACUGUGGUGACAGCUCCGGGCCAUGAUAGUGCCCCCUGGCCAGCAGGGGAGGAUCUGAAGAAGUUGGACGAGGAACUGUGCAGUGCCAUGGACUCCAGAUGGAAGCCUUCCUCCAGCUCUGGAGCAUCUCCCGGGCACGGCGAGGAUCCGGACCGGACCGGGCAGAAAACCGGCCUGCCGCUGUCCCAGACGGGCUCCUGGAGGCGGGGCAUGACCGCUCAGCUAGGUGUCACAUCCUCUCGGACCAAAACCUCUACAGGAGCACUAAAAACCCCCGGAAAGACGGAUGAUGCCAAAGCCUCAGAGAAGGGCAAGGCUCCAGCCAAGGGCACAGGGAUCCAGCGCUCGCCCUCUGAUGCCGGGAAGAGCAGCGGGGACGAAGGAAAGAAGCCUCCGUCAGGCGUGGCCCGUCCCCCCACCACCGGCUCCUUCGGUUUCAAGAAGGUGGCAGGCCCUCCUGGGGCCCUGAUCACGGGCAGCGGGGCCACACUCACAGGCAGCUCGGCGACCCUCGGCAAGCUGCCCAAGACCGCGGCACUCGGGAAGGGCGGCCCAGCCGGCGCGGUGAACGGCGCCCGUAAGACGAGCCUGGACGAGGCCCAGCCGCAGGACGACGGGGCGCUGCUGAGCAUGGCCGCAUCUCGGACGCCGCUGCAAUACCGCUCGCUGCCCCGGCCUGCCAAGUCGUCGGCCAGCGGCAUCGUGGGCCGCCCCGGCCACCGCUCCAGCUCCAGCAGCAUGGACUCCAACGUCAGCGGAAAGUCGGCGCCCGCCUCCAAGCGUCGUGACGGCAGCAAGGCGGAAUCGGACCGCUCUAGCCCCGUCACCGUCAACCAGACAGACAAGGAGAAGGUGGCGGUGUCCGACUCGGAGGGCCCAGGCCUGACACCCAAAUCUAGCCCCACCUCCACGGGCCAGUCCGGCCUGCGGCUGCCCGGCCCCAAAUACCCCGACAUCGCCUCUCCCACCUUCCGCAGGUUGUUCGGCUCCAGUAAAAGCAGCAGCAAGGCCAGCUCUCCCGGGACCCCCGAUUCGGGCAAGGCCCCCUCGGCCCUGGGCAGCCCCCAUGGGCCCCUGGCGCGGCAGGUCAGCCUGGACUCACCGUCCUCGGGCACGGGCAGCAUGGGCGGUGGGCAGAGCGGCGGCAGCAGUCCCAUGUACGCUCGGGGCCCCGAACUGACGGGCACCGGCUACGCUCCGUCCCCGAGCUCCUCUCAGGCCCGUCUCCCAGGAAACGCUCCGGGCGGACAGGGCACCGCCGGCCUGCACACCACCCCCGAGUCCAUGGACCUGGCUCUCAGCCACCACAGCUCGCUUGCCGGACUUGCAUCGGGGCCCAAGGUGACACGCACAGGGAGUGUGAAGUCCACUCUGUCAGAGGGCAUGCCUCUCGACAGAAACACACUGCCCAAAAAGGGACUCAGGUACCCUCCCACAUCCCGGCAGACGUCCCAAGAGGAAGGGAAGGAGUGGCUGCGAUCGCACUCCACAGGGGGCCUGCAGGACACUGGAAGCCAAUCUCCGCUGUCGCCGCCUGGGACGUCAGCCGCAGCCAGCAAAUACCACUACUCCAACCUGUUGAGCCCCACCAACCCAUCCCAGUUUGCCCUGCCCGGUAGCAGCAUGAGCCGAUCCAAUAGCAUCCCGGCCCAGGACCUGGCCUUCGACCUGCGGGCGGAGGCACACGCGCUGGGCGGCAGUGCCACCUCCCUGGAGGAGAGGCCGCGAGGCAUAAGCCGCUCGGGUUCCUUCCGGGACAGCACCGAGGAAGUGCACGGCUCCUCGCUGUCGCUGGUCUCCAGCACCUCCUCACUGUACUCUGCGACAGAAGAAAAGGCCCAUUCUGAGCAAAUCCGCAAGCUACGGCGUGAACUGGACGCCUCGCACGAGAAGGUGGCCAAGUUGACCUCCCAGCUGUCCUCCAACGCUCACCUGGUGGCCGCCUUCGAGAAGAGCCUGGCAAACAUGACGUGUCGCCUGCAGAGUCUGACCAUGACGGCCGAGCAGAAGGAGUCGGAGCUGGCCGAGCUGAGGGAGACCAUCGAGGCCCUGAAGGCCCAGAACACGGACGCGCAGACGGCCAUCCAGGUGGCCCUCAACGGCCCAGACCACGCCCAGAAAGACCUGCGUAUCCGCCGGCAACACUCGUCCGACAGCAUGUCCAGCAUCAACAGUGGUGCCAGUCACUCCAGUGUGGGCAGUGCCGCCGACGUGGAUGCCAAGAAGAAAAAGAAGAAGAACUGGCUCCGCAGCUCCUUCAAACAGGCCUUCGGCGGCAAGAAGAAGUCGGCCAAACCGCAAUCGUCUCACUCGGACAUCGAGGAGCAAACAGACUCCUCGCAGCCAUCGUCACCUAAGCUCCAGCACACUGCCAGGCAGGGCAGCACGUCCAACCUGAGAGCCUCGCCCUCCAACUCAGACAAGUGUUUUUGCGAUAGCAAGUCUUCUCCCAUUUGGAUGCCAAAGAGGAGGCAAAAUGGUCACGUGAUCUACAAGCACAGAUCUCGACUAUGUGAGUGCACGGAGGCAGAGGCCGAGAUCAUCCUGCAGCUGAAGAACGAGCUGCGGGAGAAGGAGCUCAAACUGACCGACAUCCGGCUGGAGGCCCUGAGCUCCGCCCACCACCUGGACCAGAUCCGCGAGGCCAUGAACCGCAUGCAGAACGAGAUCGAGACGCUGAAGGCUGAGAAUGACCGGCUGAAGUCCACCGGGGGGAGCACACCCACAGCCAUGCCGGCCAAGGCCGCCCGCCCCCCGUCGGAGACCUCCAGCACCUCCUCGACCUCCUCGCGCCAGUCCCUGGGCAUGUCGCUGAACAACCUCAACAUCAGCGACACCAUUGUGUCAGAUAUCCUACUGGAUGAUGGGAGCGAGGGCAACCUACGCAAGGAGGGCCGCAGCGUGCGCAUCGUGGUCGCCAUCACCAGCAGCUCCAGGAGGACGAAGGGUGCAAAACGGCUGGAGUAUCUUAUGGGCUCCAUCGGCGUGAGCGGGAAAACCAAAUGGGACGUUCUGGAUGGAGUAAUAAGGCGCCUGUUCAAAGAGUACGUGUUCCGCGUGGACCCCCUGAGCAGCCUGGGUCUGACCUCGGACAGCAUCGUGGGCUACCGGCUGGGCGACGUGGUGCGCGCCCACGGUUCGGAGGUGCCAGAGCUGCUGCCGUGUGGCUACCUGGUGGGCGACAGCAACGUCAUCACCGUCAGCCUCAAAGGUGUGAGAGAGAACAGCAUCGACAGCCUGGUGUUCGACACGCUCAUCCCCAAGACCAUCAUGCAGCGGUACCUGAACCUCUUGGUGGAGCACCGGCGCAUCAUCCUGUCCGGGCCCAGCGGCACCGGCAAGUCCUACCUGGCCUGCAAGCUGGCGGAGUUCCUCAUCACCAAGUCGGGCCACCAGGUCACUGAGCGCAACGUGGUCAGCUUUAACGUGGACCACAAGUCCAGCAAGGACCUGCGACAGUACCUGUCCACCCUAGCGGAGCAGUGCAACUCGGAACACAGCGAGUCAGAGCUCCCUCAGGUGGUGAUCCUGGACAACCUACACCACGUGGGCUCCCUCAGCGACAUCUUCAAUGGCUUCCUCAACUGCAAGUACCACCGAUGCCCCUAUGUCAUAGGCACUAUGAACCAAGGUGUGUCGUCCCCACCCAACCUGGAACUCCACCACAAUUUCAGGUGGGUGCUCUGCGCCAACCACACGGAGCCGGUUAAGGGCUUCCUGGGGCGCUUCCUGCGACGGAAGCUCAUCGAGAGCGGGCGCAGCAACGACCUCAGCAAGGUCAUCGACUGGAUCCCGAAAGCCUGGCAGCACCUCAACGGCUUCCUGGAAGCACACAGCUCAUCUGACGUCACCAUUGGUCCCCGGCUCUUCCUGUCCUGCCCCAUGGACGUUGAUGGCUCACGCGUGUGGUUCACCGACCUGUGGAACUACUCACUGGUGCCCUAUUUGCUGGAGGCUGUGAGGGAGGGGCUGCAGCUGUAUGGUAAGAGAGCCGUGUGGGAGGACCCUUCCAGGUGGGUGAUGGACACGUACCCCUGGAGCCCCGCCUCCCUGCAGCAUGAUGGACAGGCCCUCCUCCAACUGCGGCCAGAGGACGUGGGAUACGACGGGUUCAGCUCUGCCAAAGAGGGCGCCACUUGCAAGCAGAUGUCACAGAGUGACACAGAGGGGGAUCCGCUGAUGAACAUGCUGAUGAAGCUACAGGAAGCCGCCAACUACUCAAGUGCCCAGAGCUGCGAGGGCGACAGCCACCACGACGAGCUGCUGGACUCCUCGCUGGAGUCGACGCUUUGAGGGCGGCCUUGUUAAACCCUGCGGGUUCUCACAGGGAGGCAGGUUCCGCGUGAUGUCACUUCCUGUGACGGGGAGUUACUUCCGACUCACGCGGGUGGGGGGGGGGGCAACGUGAAGUUGUCCGAUUCUCAACUGGAAGCGGGACCCUUUAUUAGUCGCCAAAAUUCAAGCUGCACAUUAGAGGAAGCAGACGGAUUACAGAUUUAAUGCGUGUGUAUAUAUAGAUGUACUAUAAAGAAAGUGGAAUCUCAGAUGAGUUUUAUUUUGUAUUAAGUUUGUAUUAACUUCAGAUGUUUACAGGGCGAAUUUUCGUUUUGUUUACUGAGGUGCUACAGAGGCGUCGAGCGCCCUCUCUGGCCCCACCCUGACCUCAGUCGAACCGCGCGGCUGAAGCAGGGCCCCGUGGCGCUCGCCGGGGGCCCCUAGUGGCCCGGUCACCAACAAGCACAAAGAGCAUAGUUGUGCUACAUCCAAAACAACCACUACUGUGAAACAGUGGAUGAAGUGCCAAUCGCGUGGUCAAGGGCACCCAGCGACACACGCUCCCCGUGUCGUUUACGCAGAUUCACUGUUACCUUUGUUCCACUUUGUUUUUUUCAUUUUUUUUUUUCCCUUAAGCUCGCCUUUCGCUCACCCCCUCUCCUUACUGGUUAACAGCAUUAUUACUGGUGGCUGCUAAUACUCUCAGACAGGGUCUGCUCAGACCUCGUCCUUUACAGCCUGACCGAGAAGGGAACCACUUUGACAAUGGUGCUUUUCGACUGCCUUAAAAACCUACAAAAUUCCCGCAGUGUCCAGUUUGAAAUCGACAAAAAAACGCAGAGACCCAGAAUGCAAAGCGCUCCGAAAAUCCGCCGCAUCAAUAUGCCUUUAAAGCGGCAUCCGUAUCCUCUAAGCACAUAUUGUCGUAGGCGGUGGUAAACGGUGGAGGGUUUUCAGAAAUCCUUUCAGUCUUGUCUUACUUUUACUCUUUUACAGUACUUCUAGGAGCAAAAAUGGAGAAACAAAGGAGUGGAGGGGAUUGUUUGUAUGUUGUCUUUUUAACCCAGUUGAGCUGGGGAUUCACUUGAACGGUCACGAGCACAACCCAUUAGUCAUGGAGCUCCUGCGCAUGCAUCGUCUCUUUCGUGUACACAGAGUUUACUUUUGAUUUGUUUUGUAUGAAUAUGUUUCUGUCGGUUCACCCUGACAAACCGAACGAGGUAGACGAGGAAUGGAUAGGUGAGUGGGUAGUUAGGAUAUGGACAAUUUCAGUUCUUUUCUUGGUUUUGCACACUUUUCUAACGGGGGGGGUGGGGGGUAGACUGUAAAUACGAGGUCUCGCACAUUAACUCAGACGCAUCCUGCCCUGUUGACAUUGACAUAAACGCUUAACUUGCUGAGGAUUCUUGUAACUUGCAGAUGAGAAAAAGCAAACAAACAAAUGCAAACCAAACUUUAGCAGGUGUGCGUCGUCCCGUAAUGAUCCGUCGUUUUUGCCUAUGCAGGAGCUAAACCGUAUAUAGAAGCAUGUACCACUGUUUGACUUAAAAAAAAAACAAAAAGUAGUUCACCAAAAGUGUAACGCAAACCAUGGUUCAGGGCAGUGAAGUAAGGCAUUGUGCAUCUGUCCUGACAUACUCAACCAGUCCAUGGACAGAGCCAGACUGGAGCUUAUAUGCUGUUAAAUUAUCUUGGUCGGAUUCUCCAUCAGAUUCGAUUCGUUCUUAUGCCUUAGCGUAAUUCCCAACCCAAGUUUUAAUACGAGCGUACUGGCAGCAGCAAUUAUAGGACUUUUUAAGGUGGGGGAGCAUGAGAUAAUUCAUACAUAAUUCACACAGAGGGGCUAACCUUAUCAAUAGCCAAAGAUAUGUUUUGAAUCGGUGAGUAACAGGGAAGGGGGCCCUCCGGGGGCCAAUCAGCUUUCAUCAGAGGCCAGUACCUCUGUGACCCCACCCCUGCAUACCAAGUCAUCCAGGACAACUAUCGCUUCCCAGUCUCUGUUUUUCGGGCUGUGCAGUUUGACCUGGAUUGUGGGAGGAGAGCUCCGGGUGCCGCUGGCCCGCCGUGGUUCAUUCCGAAAAGCAGGAUUUAAUGCUAACAUGCAGCUGGUGCUAUCAGCUAAUUCAGCCCAUUGUGGUGUUUCAGUAUCUGCAGUUUACAGCUUUGCAAAAAAAAAUAAAAUAAUAAUAAUACUUAAGAUGUGCUAUCAACAGUGUCAAACUCAGGACAGUCCUGCCUUCUGUGCUAAACUCACAGGCCAGCCUUCUGCUCUUCUCCCCAAACUAUGGGACAGACAUCACAUCCAGAUCAGGGCCCAUGUUGGUGCAUGAGGGCAGCUGAUCCCAGAUCAGAGAGCCCCACGGCCCCAUCCCACUCUGCCAGACUGGUUUUUUGGGACAGAUGUAUCACGUGCCCUGCUGGCCACCCUGACCAUACAUCCGUAUCACGCUGUUAUGAGACCAGUCAGACAGCCAAACCUGUGUCGGUCACUGGAGCUCUACCAACCAAGUCGUCUCCAACUUCUUUGCAAUGACAUCUCAGUGAGUGCUUAGCCUUUGCUACUCUGCCGUUUAUUUCCCUUUUUCUGUGAAACAUUUGUCUUCAAAUGUUUUAUAUUUUGUACAUUUGUAUGUAGCAUAUCAUGUAAAUAGACAGAGGCAGCAAUUUAAAUCAUCUUGAGAAUUUUGUAGUCUUUGUAAAGCCCUAAUAAAUAUAGUAUUUGGUGUCACCAGAGGGAAA